UAGAUCCUGCUUUAACGCCUGUGCAUGUUAUUUGAGCCACUAUGUUGUUAAGAAGAGCUGUCAUAAGUUUCAUAUUUAUCAGACUAGCUACAGUCUGGUGUCAUGUAGAGUUAGAAUCUGAAGAUUAUUUUUUCCCUUUGGAGGCGACCCUGAACUACUGCAAGUUGGCAGACGAGUGUCACCACGACCGCGUGCCGGUGUGCGGGCAGGACGCCAGCGGCAACUUCAGGGCCUUCAGAGACGACUGCGACCUCUACGAGUACUGCUGCGAUGAGAAGAAACAAUAUCGUCACGUAGAAAUAGACAUCUGUGCCGGUGAUCCAGCGCUCUCAGGGUAGAACAACGAUUAACGAAUCUAUUUAAAUUAUAUGAAUAAAACAAUUUCUCCACUUUAUGUACGUACAGACUAAAAAAC
Molecule: messenger RNA, 415 nt
Organism: Cydia fagiglandana
Lineage: Eukaryota; Metazoa; Arthropoda; Insecta; Lepidoptera; Tortricidae
Exons: 4
Coding region: 42-338 (98 amino acids)
Source: RefSeq, a predicted model, not a curated record